Molecule: messenger RNA, 885 nt
Organism: Trichoplax adhaerens
Lineage: Eukaryota; Metazoa; Placozoa; Uniplacotomia; Trichoplacea; Trichoplacidae
Exons: 11
Coding region: 1-885 (294 amino acids)
Source: RefSeq, a predicted model, not a curated record
AUGCGAAGGAGUAAAUAUUUUAUAAAUGACGGUCCUAGAUCUGAAUUCUUCGAUACUAAAGUAAACCCGUUCGAGGAAGUAUUUGAGAAAGAAAGACUCAGUGAUAGGGAAUGUGAACUUGAUUCGGUUCAGCUGUCACCUAAACCAUUCGAUCAGAAUGAUUCAAGGAUAAAGAAGCACGCCAAAGCUGGAAAAGUUAAAAAGAAGAAAGAAUCGAGAAAAAAUAGAACAGAUAAGAAGUGUAAGGGUAGUUCUUUUCUAAGUGCAAUAAAAGAUACAGUCAAUUAUACCCAUGUUACCCUAAUCCCUGAGCGAAGAUUGACGCAGAAGCUUUUGCCAAUAAUCACUACGGGAGCGAAAGCGUCAGAAGUUAUAAAAAGAGAUAAUGAAAAUGAAGUUGUCGUCACUUCGAAACCAUCCUCUAUCACGCAUGUGAAGAAUAAUUCGGAAUUGCAGACAAAUCCUCAGUGUAGUAAAUACUUCAAUGAUUGGGACAAAUUUUCGGCCGAUGGUAGUUCAACAAGUAUUGUUGAUAGUGUAAAAUCAGAAUCUGAUGAAACACUAAUGAAAAAUUUCGGCAAACCAAAGGUCAACAUCGAUAGUUACGAUUGGCUUGACGAGGAUACCUCUGCAUUGGAUGCGUGCAAUCAUGUCUGCUCUACAUUUAGAAAAAAAUUCACAUUGAAUUGCACAGGAUACUUUGCCAACGUUAGGGAAUCUCUAUUAAAAGAAAGGAAAAGUUCUCUAAACAGAGCAAUAUACAAAAAAUCUGAAACGCACAACUUUACAAAGAAUCAGUCGAGUGAAGAUUUAUUCCAGGAGGUAGAUUAUACAAGUACUUUAUCUCCGCUAGACUCCUUCAUCUCAGAUGCAGACAUGUUCUAG